Molecule: messenger RNA, 1323 nt
Organism: Phytophthora nicotianae INRA-310
Lineage: Eukaryota; Oomycota; Peronosporomycetes; Peronosporales; Peronosporaceae
Exons: 2
Coding region: 416-1165 (249 amino acids)
Molecular function (GO): protein binding
Source: RefSeq, a predicted model, not a curated record
CAGGAACGUGAGCAAAGGAACCUAAUCACUAUGCAAGUUGCAGUCCAUCAAGAGAAAACCAUCACUCUUGCUCUCUCAUGGACGUUGCGCUGCCUCCGCCCGCGGCGGACCUCAUGACGGACGACCUCGUCCACUACGUGGCGGGCUUCCUGUCACCUCCCGACCUCAUGGCAGCCAUCCAAGUGAGCUCGUGGUGGAGCACCGUGUGCUCUAGCGACGUCAUCUGGCGCCGACUGUGCGUCUCUCGCUGGCUGCUGCCGCGUCCCGAGCGUCUCAAGCGUAGCACCGGCACCACGAGCUUCUUGGAGCUGUAUCAGUUUCUAGACCACGCACGAUAUCUACCACGCGGCAAAUUCACGACCAAGGUGAAUUACUACUGUCUCUAACAGCGAAGGGACAACGAUGCUGAUUCUAUAUGGUUAUACUCUUACAGCACCAGAUCGUUUGGGCCCGUGGUCGCGAUGAGGGCGCGGACGUGUGGAUGACAGUAGCUCACAGCUCCAAUUGCCAAGUACUCUCGACCGCCGGGACGCCGUAUAUUCAGCUACGAGUGGUGGUACAGAAUCUGCGCCCUCAGCCAUUGAUGGUCGAUCUGCAGGAGCUUGAAGUGCGCAUGAAAGGAGGUAACGAGGGGACAAUCUUCGGGGUCGGACCAAUUGCCAACCAGCCGAGAGUUGAAGCUGCAGAUGCUGCGCGGAUUAAACAGUUGGCGCCUGUUGUACUGGCAGUUAACGGAGUCGACGUGUAUCCAUCGCUGACGAGCCAGUUAAUUGAGCUGAAGAUGUUCGAUUUUGCCGUGCUUGUAGUCAACGUCGUGUGCAAUGGAUGUGAGUUCGAGCCCGACUUUUUGGAGUCGUGCAGUGCGCUUUGGCUACCGAUUCGCCGAAUGGGAAGAUGCACGUCGUUGAGCACGUGUCGCUGUGGGUUCAUUCCCGACAGCUACCAUCGUGGCAUUAUCCGCGUGCCUGUGGUGGACGAGUCCGUGAUUUGGCGGCAUUACGACCUGGUGUCAAAUCGUUUCAUGGUGCGUUCUGCUGUAACUCGGCAGGCUCUGUUGAGUCUGCUGGUAUUAUCUCGGAGAUGCACAAUUGCUGAUCUGUUGUGCUCCUCUAUGCGUGUAGGUUCUGAAUACUCGGUCAAUCGAAGAUGUAGACCAGUUCAGUAAUUUAUUAGGUUCACCUGUCAGUCACUUUUCCAAACGGAAGCGUAGCAUCUCAUAAGGAGCUAAAGCCGAUAUACAUGUACGAAAGGAGACGUGCAGGAAUGAGAUAGUAGCCAAAGUUGCUAUGUAUUUGUAAAUCGAAACAAGGUUUACUGCUGCAA